Sarcophilus harrisii (Tasmanian devil) is the source of this 2958-nucleotide messenger RNA. RefSeq names its product perforin 1 (gene PRF1). NCBI's taxonomy places the organism in Eukaryota, Metazoa, Chordata, Mammalia, Dasyuromorphia, Dasyuridae. The coding region runs from base 98 to 1831 and encodes 577 amino acids. The record is from RefSeq and is a predicted model, not a curated record. The transcript is spliced from 3 exons.
ACAGAGUAUGUGGUAAGCCUCUGCACAGGGUGGGAUGGGAAGAAUGAUGUCACUGAAGCACUAGUAAAAGAGGCCCCACCAGAGAGUCAGGGUGACAAUGCAGCCCAGGAGCAGCAGCAGUCCAGGCAAGAUGAUCUGGUCCUCCAUCUCCUCCUCCUCCUCCCUCCUCGUCCUCCUCCUCUUUCAUCUGCUGAUCUUCCUCCAGCCGGCCCAGCCUAAACAAGCCCCCUGCCGAACGGCCACCCGUGCGGAAUGCCGCCAUCAGCAGAAGUUCGUGCCAGGCUGGGAGCUGGCAGGGGAGGGGAUAGACGUCACCACUCUCCGCCGAACGGGCUACUUCCCUGUGGACACUCACAAAUUUGAGCGAUCCGAUGGCACUUGUACCCUGUGCCACAAUGAUAUGCUGGAAGGCCAGCUCCAGCGCCUUCCCUUGGCCAUCACGGACUGGCGGACCCAGAGUGCAAAUUGCCUUCGGCGUGUGACCAAGACCCAGGCCUCCUCUGUGGUGCAAGUGGCUGACGAGGCCGCCAAGAACAUCAAGAAUGAUUGGAAGGUGGGCCUGGAAAUCCAGGCCCAUUCCAGCAGUAAGGCUCAAGUGUCUGUGGCCGCAUCCCACUCGGAGGAUGCCCAGUUUGCAGCUGAAAAGAGCCACCAGGAUGUAUAUACUUUCACAAGGGAAUCCAUGCAGUGUGGUUACUACAGAUUUCACCUGGUAGAGAACCCCCCCCUGAAUCCAAAUUUCCUUCAGGCUGUCAAAGCCCUGCCCCACAAAUUCAAUGCCUCUACUAGAUCGGAUUACUAUCGGUUCAUCUCCAAUUAUGGCACCCACUUUCUCAAGUCCGUGGAGCUGGGGGGUCGGACCACAGACAUCACGGCGCUCCGUACCUGCCAGUUGGCCCUGAAUGGCUUGAAGGCCAAAGAUGUGAGUGACUGCCUCGAGGUGGAGGCAGAGGUGAGCGUGGGUAAUGUGGUUUCCUCGUCAAAACUCAACAAAUGUAGGGAGGAGAAGAAGAAGAAGAACAUCCAAGGCUCCUUCCACACCACGUACAGCGAGCGCAAAGUGGAGGUGGAGGGAGGGAAUCUGAGUGGGGCUUCAGCUGAACUGCUCUUCUCGGAUCAGGAUGGCGCUGGCAAGUUCUCAGAAUGGUUGGCAACCGUUCCCAGUAAGCCCGGCCUGCUGACCUAUAAACUGGAGUCCCUGCACUUUCUCCUGGGCUCGAAGAAUCUCUGGAGAGAGCAGCUGAGACAGGCCGUGAGCCACUAUGUGAGCCACAGAGCCCGCUGGAAGGACUGCAGCAAGCCGUGCCCUCCAGGGCAACAUAGAUCCCCCAAAAAUCCAUGCCAUUGCAUGUGCCCGACAACCCCCUUCACCAAUGAGGACUGCUGCCCCAAGGAGAAGGGGCUGGCUCAUCUGGAGCUGUCCAACUUCAGUGCCAAGAACCUGUGGGGAGACACCUUCACGGCAACGGACGCCUACAUCAAGGUCUUCUUCCACCACAAGGAGCUGAGGAGCCCCGUGGUGGCGAACAACAACAAUCCCACAUGGAACAUAAAGCUGGAUUUCGGGACUGUGCAGCUGGUGGGUGACACGCCCUUGAGGAUCCAGGUGUGGGACAGAGACAAUGGCUGGAACGAUGACCUUCUGGGCUCUUGUGACCGACUGCCGGUCAGCGGGAAGUGGUCGGAGAAUUGCUACUUCAAGCACGGCCAAUUCACGUUCCAUUACCGGGCCACAUGCGUCCCCCAUCUCAAGGGGGGCCACUGUUUGGAGUAUGCCCCUCGGGGAGCUCUUGGAGAACCCCCGGGAAACCGGAGUGGAGCCGUAUGGUGAGAGUCCCAACAAGGGGGGCAAAUGGCAGGAAGAGGGCUGUGUUCAAGACUUAAUAGACUAAAAUGUUGCAUGGUGCAAUGGGAGAAGUCAGAAAUCUAGAAUGAGAAGGGUUCAAAUUUCACACUCUUUUCCUUACUACCUGAGCUACUUUAAACAAAUCAUCAACUCUUGUGUCUCAGUUUCCUUGUUUUUGUUUUCUUGAUGAGUGCAUUGGACCGGAUGUCUUCUAAGAUCCCAUCCAAACUUAACAUUCAGUUUUCUGUUUAUUUAAUAAUCAUAAUCACCUAUUUUAACAUAAAAUGAUUCUCCCAUGAGCCCUCACCCAAUCCUGAUACUGGUAGGGUGUAACGGGGCUAUUUGAAAAAGCAGUGAAACAGGUUCCAGUGGAGUGGAUAAUUCCCCCCUGAAAAGGUUGUCAACCAGCCCAAGGGAUGAGCCUGCCCUGAGCCCAGUAUCCUGCACAUUCAGGUUGCAAAAUAGGAUGAAUAUCACGUUUUUUCAGGGCCAUUUUUAUGCCCAGAGCAAGCAGCAAAAAGCAUUUGAUUGGUGGAAAAAGGACACUGCAUCCCUAUGGAGCUGACUGGGAGCAAGAAAGGGGCUCACCCCAGCCCACUCCCUAGUAGCUUCUAUUUUAAUGAAUUUUUCCAGAUAACUGGCUACUAAGCACCAUUGCUUCUAUGGCUAAAGGACUUCAAGCACUUUUGUUGUUCUCUAAAUUUGCUGUCUUUGGCCAAUGCUCCAAUUGCCCUGCUCUAGUUAUAACUAAUAUCUAUUUGGCUCACUACUUUCUUGACCAUUAAAUGUAAAUUUCUUAAGUGCAGAAACUGUUUUAUUUUUGUCUCUGUGUAUCCAACUCCUAAAACAGUGCCUAGCACAUAGUAGGUGCUUAAAAAUGCUUUUUGACUUACUGGUUGAAUUGCCUGAACACACCCAUGUCACGGUUUGUCAGUUCUUUUGCCUUCAAGAAACAUUCAACUCAAACAUUUUUCCACUACCUACUAGGAGCACCAAAGCAGUACCUGCUUUAAAGGAACUCAUUGGCAUUAAGAGAUUUAUGCCAGAGCUUCUUAAACUUCUUCCACUUGCCUCCUUUUUGUUCAAGAAAAUUUUACAUGACCCCAGGUAUA